Messenger RNA from Phyllostomus discolor (pale spear-nosed bat), 5033 nucleotides. RefSeq names its product Rho related BTB domain containing 3 (gene RHOBTB3). Gene Ontology annotation, cellular component: cytoplasm. NCBI's taxonomy places the organism in Eukaryota, Metazoa, Chordata, Mammalia, Chiroptera, Phyllostomidae. The record is from RefSeq and is a predicted model, not a curated record. Gene Ontology annotation, molecular function: GTP binding; ubiquitin protein ligase binding; GTPase activity. Gene Ontology annotation, biological process: regulation of proteolysis; proteasome-mediated ubiquitin-dependent protein catabolic process.
UUAGUAUCCGCCGCCACCCGGGCUCCCGGGCCUCCGCCGGCCGCCGCGUCCCCUGCGGCUGCCGACCCCGGGGCGGCCCGUGCCUGCGCCCGCCCGGCCACCGAGGGGGCGGAGAGGACCCAGCAUUUCUCCUAACCCCCUUCGGCCAGGAGGAGGAGCAGCUGCUGAAGCCGACUGCUGGCCGGCCGCGGGAGCGAGGCGAAGCGGGGCCUGCGGCGCCCGGGAGCCCACGACUCGCGGCGGCAGCGGCGGGGAGGCGGUGACCGGGCAGCCGCCGGGAUGUUCCCGGCACUUCCUGACUGGCUGGCCCCGCGCUCCGCGCCGGACGCGCGCGCCCCGGCCCCCUGCUCGCCGCCCGGCGGGGGCCCGCUCUGCGUCGGCCGCCGCCGAGGUGGAGGCACUCGAGCGGGUCGCGGCAGGGGAUGAGCUGAUUGCGGGUAAAUACGCCGCGGACCGGCCGGAGAGGCCGUGGGAGCUUCGUUUUUCGGAGUCGCCGCCCAGCCCUUGGAUUCGAGAUCAUGUCCAUUCACAUCGUGGCGCUGGGGAACGAAGGGGACUCAUUUCACCAGGACAGUCGGGUUGGGCUCAUCCGCAUGUACCUGGGGAGAAGCCCGCUGGUCUCCGGGGACGAAAGCAGCUUGUUGCUGAACGCGACCAGCACCGUCGCGCGUCCCGUGUUCACGGAAUACCAGGCCAGCGCGUUUGGAAACGUCAAGCUGGUGGUCCACGAUUGCCCCGUCUGGGAUGUUUUUGACAGCGAUUGGUACACCUCUCGAAAUCUAAUUGGGGGUGCCGACAUUAUUGUGAUCAAAUAUAAUGUGAAUGACAAUUCAUUCCACGAAGUGAAGGAUAAUUAUAUCCCAGUGAUAAAAAGGGCAUCAAAUUCAGUUCCAGUGAUCAUUGCUGCUAUCGGGACCAGACAGAAUGAAGAAUUACCUUGCACAUGCCCUCUCUGCACCUCAGACAGAGGGAGCUGUGUCAGCACGACUGAGGGGAUCCAACUUGCCAAAGAACUAGGAGCUACCUACCUGGAGCUGCACAGCCUUGAUGACUUCUACAUAGGGAAAUAUUUUGGAGGAGUGUUGGAGUAUUUUAUGAUUCAAGCCUUAAACCAGAAGACAAGUGAAAAAAUGAAGAAAAGGAAAAUGAGCAACUCGUUUCAUGGAAUUAGACCACCCCAGCUUGAACAACCAGAAAAAAUGCCCAUCUUAAAGGCUGAAGCAUCGCAUUAUAACUCCGACUUAAAUAACUUGCUUUUCUGCUGCCAGUGUGUGGAUGUGGUAUUUUACAACCCAGAGUUAAAGGAGGUUGCAGAGGCCCACAAGAUCGUUCUCUGUGCUGUAAGCCAUGUUUUCAUGCUGCUUUUCAACGUGAAGAGCCCUGCUGACAUUCAGGAUUCCAGUAUCGUCCGAACUGCCCAGGAUCUCUUUGCUAUCAACAGAGAUACUGGGUUUCCAGGUGCUAGCCAGGAGUCUCUGGGCAACCCGCCAUUGCGAGUCGUCGUUAAAGAUGCCCUCUUCUGUUCGUGUUUAUCAGACAUUCUGCGCUUCAUUUAUUCAGGUGCUUUCCAGUGGGAAGAAUUGGAAGAAGAUAUCAGGAAGAAGUUGAAAGAUUCUGGGGAUGUUUCAAAUGUAAUUGAGAAAGUUAAAUGCAUUUUAAAAACACCAGGAAAGAUUAAUUGCCUAAGGAAUUGCAAAACCUAUCAAGCCAGAAAACCUCUGUGGUUUUAUAACACUUCCCUCAAGUUUUUCCUGAAUAAACCAAUGCUUGCUGAUGUUGUCUUCGAAAUACAAGGUACGACGGUGCCAGCCCACAGGGCCAUCCUGGUGGCACGCUGUGAGGUGAUGGCAGCCAUGUUUAACGGGAAUUACAUGGAAGCAAAGAGCCUUCUGAUUCCAGUUUACGGUGUUUCCAAAGAGACUUUCUUGUCAUUCUUAGAGUACUUAUACACAGACUCCUGUUGCCCAGCUGGCAUUUUCCAGGCCAUGUGCCUCCUGAUCUGUGCUGAGAUGUAUCAGGUGUCCAGACUGCAGCACAUCUGCGAGCUGUUCAUCAUCACGCAGCUGCAGAGCAUGCCAAGCAGGGAGCUGGCGUCCAUGAGCCUCGACAUAGUCGACCUGCUCAAGAAAGCCAAGUUUCACCAUUCUGAUUGCCUUUCAACCUGGCUACUUCAUUUCAUUGCCACUAACUACCUCAUCUUCAGUCAAAAGCCUGAAUUUCAGGAUCUUUCAGUGGAAGAACGCAGUUUUGUUGAAAAGCACAGAUGGCCAUCGAAUAUGUACUUGAAGCAGCUUGCGGAAUACAGGAAGUAUAUUCACUCCCGGAAAUGUCGUUGCUUAGUAAUGUAACCUGGUACUUUUAUAUACAUACACUUUUCAAAAAUAUUAUUAUGAAGAAUGGGAUACCUCUGGGUUCCAGUUAAUUCUUGUGACUGAAACAUGGGUGUUAAAAAACAAAAUAUAUAUAUAUAUAUAUAUGUGUAUGUGUGUGUGUGUAUAUAUAUAUAUAUAUAUAUAUUAUGGUGUUAAAAAACUACCAUACAGCUUAAUGAGUUUACUAGCUCUCUUUGACAGAAACUGUUGUGAUCUUAAAAGGGAACAACAUACAUCAUAGGCUAAAUCUAAGGCUUUACCCUAGUGUGUAAAGCUGUUGUACAGCUACUUAUUCCCUUGAAGAUGCCCUGUUGCUUUAGUGACAUUAAUACCCACCCCAGUUAAGAAAUGUUUAGCUUAAAAAAAUCACAUAGGAUUAAUACAUUUUAUCAUGUCUGAUUAAUUGCUCUGUUAAAAUAAGGGGUAUUUAAAGACCUAGUCUGACUAUUUCUGUAGUGAAAAAUCUAGGGGAGGACUGACCAACCUGAGACUUUAGGAAUCAAAGGUUGCCUGAGAUUUUGAAUGUGAAAUGGCACUUAGUUCCAAAUCAGUGACAGUGUUUGAAUGAUCAUGAAAAAAAAGUUCUGUUUUUUGUCUAAACAACCCAACUGAGCCACCUCGUCUUCUCCCUGGGAUUCUGAUUAGGCAGGAAAUCUAAACAGGGGUGACUCCACAGCCAGGCCACCUGUGCAACUGGACCGGGCUGUAGGCUUAAAUGGGCCCCUGCUUGCUUGUUCAGUGCUCUGCCGUCACCGUCUUGAAAUUCAUAAUAAUGUUUGAAGAAGGGCCUUGCCUUUUCAGUUUGUACUGGACCCCCCCAAAUUAUGUUGGUCUUGUAGCGGGAUAGGUACUGUGUUUUCUCGCUCAAACAUCCUUGUCCCUGAAAGCAGAAAAGAGGCACUGCUGUCCAGGGAAGAGCAGGAGGCUUUCUGAAGGGAAGAGAGCAAAUGGGGAUUCUGGGAUCUUUGGGGAAAUUCAUCUCACCCAAGGGCCUCUGGGGCCACCUCACUGGCAAGUGAGAAACGCCUUUUGUUAUCUUAUCUUUAAAACACUCAGGUCCUGUCUAUCCCAGAUGAGCAAAUACUUUCUUGAUCAUUCUGAAAGACCAGGAUAUUGGUAAGAGUGACUGACCAGUGUGACUUUAAUAUGUAUUUAUAAAUGCUCAUGGGAAAAAAUGGUUUUUUAGAGAACUUACUGUCGAAGCCUCAGAUGUUUUUGUUUUAGUGUAUUUACUAAGAUUAGGACAUUGGUAGCUUAGAUUGUUUCUGAGGACCACAAGGUUAUUUGAUGAUGAGUAGCAUGAAUUUUGUCCUUCAAGAUUACCCAGUAAGUUAAAAGAAAGGCUAGAAAUGAAAGACUUGUUACAAGUAGAGAAAAUGAUACUAGGAUAGAGGACAGAAUUAUAAAUUCUCUUGUAUUGUGUGUCAACAGAAAUAAUUACACUGGAAGCCCACAAACUGAGAGAUGGCAAACCUGAAUGCUAUUGUUACUAUCAUUUUCAUCUGUAAAAUAAUUCAGUAUUGGAUAUAUUUUUCUUUUAAUUUCCGGUUAUUUUAGAAUACAUAUAGUUUUCCAACUGCUCCAAGGUUUGAUUUAACAGUUUUUACUAUAUAUUGGAAUCACAUACAGUUAGUCCUUGGGUGUACACCAGCACUGUCAGAGUGAAACAAUAAAAAUUCCCUACACAUUUCGUUCAAGAAACCUGAUUUUAAUUGAAUUGUGCUGAUGAAGAUUACUAUAAUGCAUUUUAUGGUUUUUGUAUUUUAAUCACUUGAGUUAAUUUGGCAAAUCCCACUUGAUAUGGACAGCAUUGUAAAGAAUAGAUACUGUGGUAGAUUUCUAGAAAUUCACUCACAUUCAAGAACUUUUAAAAUGCAAUGAUAGCAUUUGGUUCUUCAUAAGCAUAUUUUUACCCCUAUGUUAAUUAGAGCGCUUAAAGUUCUAAAUCAGUAACUCUUAAUCUAGGAAAUUGAAAAAUAAAAGUUCAAAGGCAAGAUAUAUUCUUACAAAUACUAUUUAACAUUUAAAGAGACCACAGCUAGUUUUUUGGUUGUUCGACCGGAGUUGAAUUGCAAGGUGGUAUUCUGUGGGUGCUCAGCGUGUAGUUUUCAUGAUGAAAGGCCUUUACCGUCUACGCAGAUGUGACGGUUCUCCAGAACUGGUCAUAACGGUGAUCAAAUGAGUUUUUAAAUCUAGAUUAAAACUUCUGAAUUAACGGAAUUUAAAAUAACAAGACAUUAAAAAAUAAGCUAUGGUGGAGAAAUGAGUGCUCUUUUGAUUUUAUUUUUAAUUGAAAGACUGUUUCUAGAUGAAUGUGUGCUCUAUGCUGAUCUCUGCUUCAACGUAUUUACCAGUCAUUUUACUUAGAGAAGAUGCUGUUGGUCCCAGGCCAGGUUUUCCUUUUUUUCCCAGGCCAGGUUUUCACCUCAUAUAACCCUUUGCAUACUUCUGACUAUUCUGUGUUCAUAUCAUAGGAGAGUAGGCUUGUAAUAUAAAAGUUUCAGUAACGUGCCUGAAAUUCAUCCGGUGCAAGCCAGCAUGGUGGCUUCACAGUGGGUGGUAGCAAAGAACUGAAGAAUUGGAUAAAUCUGACCUCCGAGACUGAGAAACUUUUCAACUAUAAUUUUAAAGACUACACUACACUGAUAUAGUUAAUUAUAC